UUUUGCUCUGCGAAUGUUAUAAAUUGUAAUAAUGUGGAAAAAAAAUAUGAGAUCUCUUCGUGAUAGUGAGGUGGAAAAUGCACUGUCUACUCUUAUAUUUUCAUCUGAGGAUGAAGACUCUGACGAUGAGAUGGGUGCUACAGAUUCUUAUCAAAUGAAUUUAAAUCAUCGCUUGGAUGAGUUGCAGCAAAUUUCAAUCGAAGAUUUACACAGUUUAUUGGGGAAUGAAUCUGAGGCUGUAACAGAAGUUCAAGAGAGUGUAGAUCAUCCAACAAUUAAUAAUUUUUUGUCACAAAUUCAAGAAACCCAAUCAAGUAGUCCAGCUCCUUCCCUGACACAAGAUGUUUCUAUGCCAGAAGUAGAAGUGUAUACCACACCAAUAUUAUUAGAUCAAGCUCAAACAAGCUCUUCUUCCUCAGUACCAGACACGGCUGUAUCAGAUUUACAUGUACAAAAUAUUACCGAGCCAACAUUGCCUUUCAAUAGACAGAUAUUUGCUCAGUUACAAAACAAAACAAGGAACUGGUCCUCUCUACAUGAAGACAUCACUUGGCCUGUUUUUCAGAGAGAAAUGCAGUUAAUCAAAAACUACACUAAUCGAAGUCAACCUAUUGAUUACUUUGUUGAUUUAUUUCCAGAAGAAUUGAUUGCCAUUAUGGUUAAUAAUACAAAUAUUUAUGCCAAUCAUACACAGUCUAAAUCAUGGACAAAUAUAACAACAGAAGAAAUGAAAACAUAUUUAGGCAUGAUUAUACUUAUGAGCAUUAAUCCCCUGCCAGAUAUAAAUUUGUACUGGUCAUCAGAUGAAUUUUACAAGAACCCAGUGAUAAGUAGAGCUAUGCCUGUAAAGAGGUUCAAGAAAAUAACAGAAAAUCUCCAUAUUUCAGACAUUACAAGUGAAGCUCCACGCAGCUCUGCAAAUUACAACAAAUUGGCUAAAGUUCAACCCGCUAUUGACAUUCUCAACAAAAAAUUUAAGGAAAAUGUAUUAGUGUCUGAUUGCAACUCUAUUGAUGAAUGCAUGAUUAAAUUUAAAGGCCGAAGCAGUAUGAAACAGUAUAUGCCAAAGAAGCCAAUAAAACGAGGCUACAAAUGCUGGGCUAGAGCAGAUUCCGUGACAGGCUAUUUGUAUGAAUUUCAAAUAUAUACUGGCAAAGUUGAUAGCACAACUGAAGAAAAUUUGGGGGCUAGAGUAAUAUUGGAUUUAUCUGAAUCUUUGCCACGCCACACUUUGGUGGCUUUUGACAAUUUCUUUACUAGCCUACCUUUACUGGAGAUUCUUUAUGAAAGAGAAAUUUAUGCUGUGGGAACAAUAAGAACGAACCGAAAAGGUUUACCAGAUUUACUAACAGGAAAGAAUCAAACUCGCGAAACCAAGAAAGAAACAGCAUUAAAACCAGGGGAGUUUAUUUAUCAGUAUUCGCCGGCGCCCGCGCAUGCGCAGCCCAGUGAAUCUCAACGACUUCCGCGGCUGGCGAAGACAAGUGCAGCCGCAAGCAUAUCCAAACUCUCGAGUGGGACAAGGAAAGCCGUGCGACCCGCCCCGAAGAUUGACGACUCAUCACCUGAUAGCCGAAUUCCCGAUGACAACCGAAAUGCAACGACGACAGUUGUGGCCACUAAAACGGCGUUCACACCGCUUAUCAAUGACUCGCCCUAUAGCGACAACUCUAACUUGGACCUAAAUUCACCUCAACAGGCGAAGUUUAAUGUUGAAAUCGAAGCGGACAACCAGAAAUGGGAAAAGGUCACUAGCAAAAAGAACAGGAGAAGAAAUUCUGUAAUAUCAGGAGCGGGACAAGCGGAUGACACAAUAAAGACUGUGCAGCAAAUUAAAUAUAUACAGGCCUGGCGUUUCGACCCAGAAACGACCACAGAUAACAUCCUACAGUUCUUAAACAAGAUUGAAAAAUCGAAUGACUACUACGUGGAAAAGCGGCAGAUUAAUUCCACAAGGCACGCUUCAUUUAUAAUAGGUAUUCCUGAGAAUUUGUUCGAGCGCUUGACCUCGCCGACUGCGUGGCCCCCGGGUGUGAGAUUUGCUAACUGGUUUCUCGCCCGCUCCCGCCGCGCCGGGCGCGGUUCAGCAGUCUGCGCUUCGCCAGCCACCGAACAACAACAAGGAAAAAACCUGUAG
Leguminivora glycinivorella is the source of this 2137-nucleotide messenger RNA. RefSeq names its product chimeric ERCC6-PGBD3 protein-like. The coding region runs from base 32 to 2137 and encodes 701 amino acids. The record is from RefSeq and is a predicted model, not a curated record. The transcript has 3 exons. NCBI's taxonomy places the organism in Eukaryota, Metazoa, Arthropoda, Insecta, Lepidoptera, Tortricidae.